UUGACCCACGGGCUAUGUUCCGGUGGAUUUGACCGAACGCCGUUUUCGAACAGUGAGCGAGAGUCUAACACGACUUCUGUGUUACUUUCUUCUCAUCUGCUCUUGUUCGAGUAUAUGCACCUGUUCUCCCCUUCUCUCCUCUGUUCUGUUCUUAGGCAGAAGAUGGAGGCAGAGGUUGUGGAGGCAGAGCUGGUUUUGCCAAGCUGCCUCGGUUUUAAGAGGGUUCAAAUGUAUGAAAAAUAUCCUAAAGGUCAAGCCAGAGGCCGGCACUGGAAACAUCUUAAACAGAUUAUUCAAGCUGAGAAUUACCAGAAUUACCCUCCUGAUGAACCCAAUUAUGUCAAUAUUGAGUCACCCCCCUCUAUGCAUCCCUGCAAGAGAAUUUGCGAUAUUACUGGCUUUGAGGCACCUUACUACGAUCCUAGGACUAAUCUCCGGUAUGCAAAUGCUGAUGUUUUCAAAAUUAUCCGAUCACUUCCUAAUGAGUAUGUUCAAAGAUACCUAGCUCUGAGGAAUGCUGCAAUCGUUCUUAAAUAGUGCUGUCACUAUCUCGACUUCUGAGACACCUUAAUCUUUAUGUUUUGUUCUAUCAAUUUUUGUAUUAAAUGUUUUAGGAUGUGAAAUAGAU
Messenger RNA from Abrus precatorius (Indian licorice), 628 nucleotides. RefSeq names its product chromatin-remodeling complex subunit ies6. The coding region runs from base 115 to 537 and encodes 140 amino acids. Gene Ontology annotation, cellular component: Ino80 complex. Gene Ontology annotation, biological process: chromatin remodeling. The transcript has 4 exons. The record is from RefSeq and is a predicted model, not a curated record. NCBI's taxonomy places the organism in Eukaryota, Viridiplantae, Streptophyta, Magnoliopsida, Fabales, Fabaceae.